ACACGCACGCGCACACACACAAAUCAGUUUAGAUUUGUUAUGGCUACAUUCAUUAGUAUGUUGAUGCUAUAUCUUCCAGACUAUGUACAUGACCUCAUGAGGCUGCUCAUGGAGGUUUUUGAGGACCCAACAUCAUUUGACGAGGAAAUGAAGACUAUCCCCAUCCCUCCAGACCUUUCAGCAGAAAAUACACGCACUCCGAAGGCUGAGCUGGUUGCCCGUCACGUCUCCCGCUUCAAUCUAGAGGUGGUCUGAAGCCUAUGUAGUCACCAGGGGCCGGUAUUUCAAAAUGAUCCGACAGGAUUAAUCCACCUGGAUUGGAUUAAAUCCUGAUCAGAUCCUAAAAACGGGUAUUUCAAAGCAAAUCUGAUCCUGAAGAUUCAGAUUCAGAUUUGGCAAUCCAAUCCUGCCUUUGAUCCGGAUUAAAAGCUGCUGUUGAGUAUUUCAAAACUUAAGUGGGAAAUCUGGAUCAGUUUGAUCCUAAAAAUCAGGAUCACCCUGAUCCCACCUCAGAGGUGGAUUUGAGGGAGAUUACAUGUUAAGAUUUGAACAGUUGAAGUGUAACUGCUCCCAAAGUUCUUUGUUUAAUACAACUAAGCUUCACUGCUGUUUGAUCAAUGUUUAUUUCCUUUUCACGUUCCUUUUUUUUUUCUGCAAACAUGCACGCUGUUCACUGCAAUGCUUUAACAAAUCGGCGUCAGAAGUGCAACACAGAAUAAACAUUACACUACUGCGUGUAAGUGACAUUACAAACUCCAAUUAACAAGGAAUUAUGAAGGAAAAACAAUGUGAUUUAUUAAACAAACAGUGUUAAACUAUGCAGUAUACAUUUCAGUCUUUUAACUGCUUUUCCAGCAACUGAAUUCUUAACUUCACUUCUUCUUGUUUAAGAAGUGUUAGUUUGAUUUGUUCAUUUGUUAGAAUUAUUUGUUGCUGAGCCCGUUCCGUUUCCACCUUCAGUAGUUCAUUGUAGCCAUCCCCCUUCUCAGCUUGCCUUUUGCGCUUACAUGGUGGUGGUGGUGCCGGUGGAUUCCACAUCUCCUCCAAGACAGGGCUCUGGCUUGUGCUGGGCUCUUCAAAUGCCAGCCCCACAGGGGUGAGGGUGACCAAUUCAGCAGACAGGUUCAGAGGCUCCGUGGGGUCGAUUGACUCCCCUGUACCAGCUGGCAGUAUUCCAAACAAGACUUGGGAACUCUCACCUCCUAUGAUGUCCAAAACCGUAUCAGUGAACUCCCCACGUUUUAUGGACUUGUUCCCUGUUUGGGGGUUUUUCGCCUCAGAAUGGUCCUUCGUAGCCUUUUGCUUUAAGUUUUUCCACCUAAGCCGAACCUGCUCAACACUCCGCCGUUGGCCACUACCAGUGGCAUUAAUUUGCCUUGUUAUGUCGGCCCAUAUUUUAUUUUUUACUUUUGAGGACAGAGAACUCUGUCCAGGACCACUAAAACCUCCAAAAAGGGCCUGGUAAUUGGCACGAACACCCUCCAAAAGGGCCGUUGUCUCUGCUGUUGUGAAAUUACUUCCUUUAUUCUUCUCCAUGUUGUCUGAGAAAGCCCUAUCACUAAGGAAGGCCUUAAAUACCAUAAAGCUAAAUUGAAAGCAGGUGAGAAAGAACAGGUCACAGACUUUAAAACUGGGCUCGUUAGGUCAAUGACCUUUGCUUCUUCAACAUGACAUCCAUAGUACAUGUCCUGCGGCACCGUCAGAGACAAUACAAGCCUCGUCAGUAUGUCCAACGAGGUAAUUUCAUUGAGCAGUACUCAAAUGAUGAGCUUUAUGCACGGUUUAGAUUUCGAAGAGAAGAUAUUUUGUAUAUAUGUGAAAUUCUUCGCCCACAUCUUCAACGUCCUACAAGAAGGAGUCAUGCCUUAACUGUGGAGGAGCAGGUGCUUAUUGCCCUACGUUUCUUUGCCUGUGGAUCCUUCUAUGAAGUCAUUGCAGAUGGCCUGGCUGUGACAAAGUCUACAGUGGGAGACGUCAUGCAUUCAGUGGCAGCAGCCCUGGCUGGUCUAAUUCACCAGUAUGUGAGAUUUCCAGAUACUGAGGAAGAAAUAACACAAACCAAGAGAAAAUUCUUCUCAAUUGCCAGGAUGCCUAACACUAUUGGUGCCAUUGACUGCACCCACAUACACAUUCAGGCACCCCAUGAAAGAGAAUGGGAAUUUGUCAACAGAAAGGGACGGCAUAGUAUCAACGUGCAGCUCAUAGGGAAUGCUGACCUUAAAAUAACCAACUGUGUUGUGAGAUGGCCUGGUUCUGUACAUGAUGCACGGAUUCUAAGAGAAAGUCAUCUCUACAGAAGACUGCAACAAACUGCGCCGGAUGGUAUCCUCCUGGGUGACAGUGGCUACCCACUUCUACGGUGGCUUAUGACCCCCUUUGCUACUGUCACAUGUGACCCACAGCAGAGGUAUAACAAUGCACACAGCGCAACAAGGGGAACAAUUGAGCGUAUCAAUGGUGUUUUAAAACGCAGAUUUGCCUGCCUGAACUAUCUUCGUGUGGAGCCGAAGCAGGCCUGCAAUAUAAUAUCUGCCUGCAUUGUUCUUCAUAACAUUGCCCAAUUGAGAAGAGUUCCUCUGAAUGAAGACAUCCUGGACAGACCACCACUUGAGGCAGAAGUACCACAGCUGCAGCCACCACCACCACCACAUCAAGCAGAUGAACCAGCAGGAAGAGCAGUUCGAAAUGCCAUGGUUAAUUUGUAUUUCUCUUGAUCCUCAUUGAUAAGGUCUGGUGCUUUUGUUUAACAAAACUUCGAUUUGUAUGUUUAAGUUUGAAUAUGAAUGCCUUAUUUAAGUAACAGUUUUUUUUGUUAAGUUACCCACUGAUAAAGGCCUCCACUGAAACUCUGUCUAAUGUUUUUAUUCACAUGCAUUCAGCACACACACUUAAUUUUCAUAGCCAAAGCUCAAAAAGUAAUGCCAUUUGGAGCAAGUCUGUGCAAGUCUCUUCCCACAGACAUCUGUAAAGAAAAUCUAAUAUUAAGGUUUUAGGGCUGUCCCCUUUGUUAACAACUGUUUCCUAAAAAGAUAUGUACAACACAUUUUAAAAUCUACACACAAUGCCUUGCGAGUGAAUGCAUUCAAAUGGACUGUGGACCGCGACAUACAGACGCUAGCCUAUUUACUAGCUUGUUAGCUCCUUAACACAGGCGUCAAUGGAGCAGCGUUAGCUCGCAUUAGCGCAAACUCUGCUUAAUUAGAGAUCGCCGAGCUCUUCUUUCAACUCUGUGCUGAUUUACAUAAUUGGUUAACUCAAUAUAAUGAUUGCCUUUCAUCUAGUCUGAGGACGCAUCAACACUGGCUAAGUUUAUACUUUAAUUCAGAGACAAUAGUUGAGCUAGCUUCUCCUUUUUCUGUAAAAUGUUGGCUCCAUUUCCUGUUUCCUGUCUGUGAUCCAGGGGGCGGGACGGAUUUGGACAUCCCAAUCUGCCGGUAUCAGGAUCACUCUGAUCCAAUCCAGCAAAGUUUUGAAAUACCGGGAUAGAUCAGGUUGAUCCGUGGCUGAGGACAGGGGGAUUUGGUUAUCCGGAUCAUUCUGAUCUGGAUUACAAGUUUUGAAAUACCGGCCCCAGAUGGGAACUGCUGCCGUAUCCGCUGCACCACACAUGACGGGAGGACGACCCGACAACUAUGUCCUAAAUAUCCCCAGCACCAGCUUACAAAGCUGCGAUAGGCAAGAUGCCUGAAACGCCUAAGGGAAAAAGAGCAGAACUUUCAGACCACCUGUUUUCAACAAUAACCUCUUAUAGGCUGGGCCUACACUGGGCCUUACUGUGCACCCCCCACCUCCCAACGAAACCAACUAUUUUUUAAUGGUCUGACCAUGCUGAACAUAAAAAAAUAGUUGGCUUCGUUGGGAGGUGGAGGUGCACAGUAAGACCCCGUUGCUCGCGGCCUAAUAGUUUUAUUCUGUUUUUCUUCUAAUGGUAAAUUGAUUCACAUAAUAUUAAUAGUAUAAUAUUGCUUUGGUUUUGUUUAGUAGGAGCUUAGACAAAAUUACUUACUCUUCAUUUGUUGUGUGCCUCACAGGUCCAUAAUCAUACUUGUAAAUAUUGUAAAUAUUUUGUAGACUGUAUAUGUUUAGACACACAGGCUCCAGGCCUGGAUGUUGUGUCAUACAGGUAAUUGAUUCUGGCACUUGGCUCAUUCGUCGUAGUACCUAAUAAAUACAAUAAGACAAAAUAACUUCUGUGUAAAGUGACCUUGACCUCGGAGUACAACAUGACUGCAUAGGACAAUACAGAUUCAGGAAGCAACAUCUGUUUUCCAGUCAUACUUUUAUUGAA
This is a messenger RNA of Gadus chalcogrammus (walleye pollock), 4288 nucleotides long. RefSeq names its product putative nuclease HARBI1. The record is from RefSeq and is a predicted model, not a curated record. Lineage: Eukaryota; Metazoa; Chordata; Actinopteri; Gadiformes; Gadidae. The transcript has a single exon. Bases 1668 to 2714 code for a protein of 348 amino acids.